AUGCGCAAAAUCACUGCUCCAAAGCUCUCCGGGGUUCAUCGAUUUGCCUGUCUGGCUCUUUACCGGGCACUUCUCCGACAAUGCGCAAAACUACCGAGUACUGCACCAACCCUCAGCGAGGUCAAGCCAACGAUACAACAGAAAUUUCAUAGAUAUAGGAACCUCCAAAGCCCGUCGCAAACUCUGGACGCUCUGAAUUUUGGAUACGAGGCCCUGGAUUUAAUACACGUCGCGUCCCGAGGAAAUCAGAAUGUGAUCCAACGCGUCUCGACACUCAUUUCAGAGAGUCAGUCAGAAAGACAAAUAAACAGUUCAAUCCAACAAGCACUGUCCAAGGCGAAACCCGCAAAACCCAAAUCUAAGAAGGAGCAGAAGAAGAAAAUCAUCCAGGCAUUUGAGAAGCAGACCGCGCGACGACAUCCAGAUGCUAUUCCAAUCACUUUCCGUCCUCGGCCAGCUGUGAGCGGGAAACGUCGAAUACCUGUUCUCGUCAAUGCACGUGGUGUUCCCUUUUUGCGUAUCAAGAAGCCGCAACCGAUGAAUCUGAGCGGAGCGAUUAGAAGCAAGCUUGAGAAUCGCUGGAGACGUAUUGAACGGCGAGAAAGCCUGGAGGCGGCAUUAGAGAUUGCGAGAGGGGAAGAUAGAUGGGACCAAUUGACGCAUGGCCAAGAGCCAGCCACUUGGUCUCAGGUGAUUACAGAUGCUCUGACGGAAGUAAACGAUAAAAUUCGCGAAUCCGAUCUGCAGAACAAGAAACUCGCGAAGGAUAUGUGGAAUGUGGUUCUUGCUGAACGCAAGUUGGCGGCGGAGGAAGAGAAGAGAGCAUCAAAUGCAUGA
Aspergillus chevalieri is the source of this 837-nucleotide messenger RNA. RefSeq names its product LYR motif-containing protein. The transcript has 3 exons. The coding region runs from base 1 to 837 and encodes 278 amino acids. The record is from RefSeq and is a predicted model, not a curated record. NCBI's taxonomy places the organism in Eukaryota, Fungi, Ascomycota, Eurotiomycetes, Eurotiales, Aspergillaceae.